Molecule: messenger RNA, 1089 nt
Organism: Aspergillus eucalypticola CBS 122712
Lineage: Eukaryota; Fungi; Ascomycota; Eurotiomycetes; Eurotiales; Aspergillaceae
Product: putative isopropanol dehydrogenase
Exons: 2
Coding region: 1-1089 (362 amino acids)
Cellular component (GO): mitochondrion
Molecular function (GO): oxidoreductase activity
Source: RefSeq, a predicted model, not a curated record
AUGUCAACCCACAAAGCGGCGGUGAUUCAUGCCCGGGACAAGCCCCUGGUCGUGGACAAUGUGCCUCGCCCUGUGGCAUCGACUGGUGACGCCAUCGUCCGCAUCCUAGCUGCUGAUAUUGUCCCCUAUAUGAAAGAGGUGAUCACGAACCAGCGACCAUACCCGCUCUCCCUUCCCAUGACUCCGGGAAACACGGCCAUCGCGCGCAUCCAUGAAGUUGGACCCGACUGUGUCACCCUCAGGCCGGGUCAACUUGUCUUCUGCGACAUAACCAUCCGCGCGCGCGAUAACCCCACCGUCACCAUGCUGUAUGGGGUUCAUGGAGCAAUUCAUCCUGCGGCGCAGAAACUCAUGGAUGGAGUCUGGCGCAACGGAACAUAUGCUGAAUACGCGCGGUUCCCUCUGGAGAACCUGUAUCCGCUGGACGAGGAAGUUCUCCUGGGGCGGCUGGGAUACAGCAUCAGCGACCUCUGUCUCUUGACCGCAUACCUGGUCCCCUUUGGCGGGCUGGCUGUGGUGAUCGUGGCCCCGGCUACAGGGCGUUUUGGUGGCGGCGCGGUGGGCGCAGCCCUGGCCAUGGGGGCCACCGUCAUCGCAGCCGGUCGCAACAGGGCAGCUCUGGACAAACUCGAGCGCAUCCAUGGUACACAGCGACUUAUCACAGUCCAAAUCACUGGGGACGAGGCUACCAAUACGCAGUCCUUCAAAACAGCGGUCGGCCAACCGGAGGGGGCCCAUGUAUACCUGGACCUGUCGCCCCCAACCAUUCAGGACUCAUCCCUGUUAGUUGCCGGUAUUCGUGCGCUGGGAUCAUUCGGUCGAUGUGUCCUGAUGGGCGGUCACUUGGGGAGUAUUCAGGUGCCUUACGGCGAGAUCAUGUUCAAGGGCAUUCGCGUUCAGGGACGGUUUAUGUACGAUCGUCCGCAUGUGUUCCGGCUGAUUCAAAUGGUGCGGUCUGGGUUGCUUCAGCUGGGCGGGAAGGGCGGCGUCACUCACAUCGAGGAAUUUGGGCUGGAUGAAAUUGAAGGCGCAUUAGAUGCGGCAGGAAAAUUGAGUGGCUGGGGGGGUCAGGUUGUGUUGAGGCCGUAG